Ostrea edulis (European flat oyster) is the source of this 534-nucleotide messenger RNA. Its product is annotated as S-antigen protein-like. The record is from RefSeq and is a predicted model, not a curated record. The coding region runs from base 1 to 534 and encodes 177 amino acids. The transcript has a single exon. NCBI's taxonomy places the organism in Eukaryota, Metazoa, Mollusca, Bivalvia, Ostreida, Ostreidae.
AUGCCUUCAGGAGUGCCUUCAGUCAUCAAACAUCAGUCUUCAGGAGGGCCUUCAGUCAUCAAACAUCAGCCUUCAGAAGGGCCUUCAGUCAUCAAACAUCAGUCUUCAGAAGGGCCUUCAGUCAUCAAACAUCAGUCUUCAGGAGGACCUUCAGUCAUCAAACAUCAGUCUUCAGAAGGGCUUUCAGUCAUCAAACAUCAGCCUUCAGAAGGGCAUUCAGUCAUCAAACAUCAGUCUUCAGAAGGGCCUUCAGUCAUCAAACAUCAGUCUUUAGGAGGGCCUUCAGUCAUCAAACAUCAGUCUUCAGAAGGGCCUUCAAUCAUCAAACAUCAGCCUUCAGGAGAGCCUUCAGUCACCAAACAUCAGCCUUCAGAAGGGCCUUCAGUCAUCAAACACCAGUCUUCAGGAGGGCCUUCAGUCAUCAAACACCAGUCUUCAGGAGGGCCUUCAGUCAUCAAACAUCAGCCUUCAGGAGGACCUUCAGUCAUCAAACAUCAGCCUUCAGGAGGGCCCUCAGUCACCAAACAUCAGUAG